Molecule: messenger RNA, 2217 nt
Organism: Fusarium mangiferae
Lineage: Eukaryota; Fungi; Ascomycota; Sordariomycetes; Hypocreales; Nectriaceae
Exons: 1
Coding region: 1-2217 (738 amino acids)
Biological process (GO): chloride transport; transmembrane transport
Cellular component (GO): early endosome; membrane; Golgi apparatus
Molecular function (GO): voltage-gated chloride channel activity
Source: RefSeq, a predicted model, not a curated record
AUGGCUUCCGACUCGACACCUAUGGAUAUAGAUGAAAUGACGGAGACUACUCCCUUACUACCAUCUCAUAAACGCGGCAUCAAGGCCGUUCCUACAAACACUGCCUCACAGCAGGACAGUCUACCAUAUAGUGACUACCAUACCAUCGACUGGCUUCAAGACCUCGUGCAAGAUAGCCAUCGCCGCGAUAACUCAAGUCUCUAUUUGCGACGCGGGAUACGCUACCGUAUAACCAAGCUAUGGGACUCUUCUCAGGGAUGGGUCGCAGCUUUCCUCAUCGGUCUUCUCACAGCCUCAAUCGCGGCAUUCGUAGACGUCAGCGUUGAGGUUGUAGCAGAUCUCAAAGAUGGGUACUGCACCAACAACAUAUUUCUAAGUCGCCGAGCAUGCUGUUCAUCAGAGACGAUCUGUCAGAACUGGAAGCCAUGGACAGAAAGCUAUGUGCAUGCAUACGCCAUCUAUGUUGGCCUUGCUCUGGCCUUUGGUAUCAUCGCUGGGAGUGUCACCGCGACUACGAAGAUGAAUCUCACUGCCGUUGCUCCGGAGAAAGAACGGUCGUCUGCAAGCCCCAGCGGAAAGGUUAUGUACAUGGCAGCAGGAAGCGGCAUCCCCGAGAUAAAGACUGUAUUGUCCGGCUUCUGCAUCCCUCAUCUCUUCGAUCUCAAAGUCCUUAUCGUCAAGGCCGUCGGAUCAAUCUUUGCAGUCGCAACGGGCAUGUGUUUGGGAAAAGAAGGACCCUUUGUGCACAUCUCAGCUUGUGUUGGAUACCUUGUCACGGUCUGCAUCCCCAAAUACGCGAGUAAUCAACGAAAACUGAGGGAGAUGCUCAGUAUCGCAUGUUCAGCAGGUUUAUCGGUCGCUUUCGGUGCUCCGAUUGGAGGCGUUCUCUUCAGCUACGAGGAGAUCAGCACUUACUUCCCCCGAAGGGUACUCUGGAGGAGCUGUCUUUGUUCAGUGGUAGCGGCGGCUGUUCUCAAGGAACUCAACCCUACAGGUACUGGCAAGCUUGUUCUAUUUGAGACGAACUACGGUGUCAACUAUAAUGCUCUUCACUAUUUCGUCUUUAUCAUUCUCGGUGUUUGCGGUGGUAUAUUUGGUGGUGUAUUCUGCAGAGCCAACUUCCUCUGGUCGAAAUCAUUCCGAAAGCUUCCGCUCAUCAAGAACAACCCUGUUUUCGAGUUGGCUCUUGUAACAUUGAUCACUGCAGUUCUUCAGUUUCCGAACAUGCUUAUCAGGGAAACUGGGGAUAUUGUCAUGCAGCGAUUACUUGUUGAUUGUAAUCAUGCCGAGGAAGACUGGAUUUGCCAACAAGAGGCCCAAACUACUGUUAAGGGCACGUACUACGCAUGGUUGGUCUCCGGAACAUUCGUCAAGCUAUUUUUAACGACCAUCACAUUCGGCUGCAAGGUCCCAUCUGGAAUCAUCAUCCCCGCGAUGGAUGCUGGUGCGCUCUUUGGUCGAAUGAUCGGGCAACUCAUACCCAACAUCUCACCUGGCAUAUUCGCCAUGGUUGGAUCAGCAGCCUUCCUAGCUGGAGUUAGCAGAAUGACUGUCAGUCUGGCUGUCAUCAUGUUUGAGUUGACUGGAGAGGUCAACUUCAUUCCACCUUUCAUGAUCGCUAUCCUGACUGCAAAGUGGGUGGCUGAUGCAAUCAGUGCCGAUGGUGUUUAUGAUCUCGCUCAGCAUCUUCAAGGACACCCAUUCUUGGAGGCUGAGGGCGCCAUCAGCAAGGUCAGAGAUUUCAGAGAUAAUGAGGGCACUGCGACGGUAGACGCUCUGCUCCCUUCAAAAGAUACCAUGGGCAACGCUUUUGUAUCUGUCAGUCCGGGCUACCGUGUCCUUACAUCAGUACUACAACACAAGCUCUCUUAUCUUCAGAGUAGCGGCGUGAGCGAUUCUGGACUUGUGUUCGUCAACGACAAGGGACUCUGCCACGGCUAUAUCUCGCAAUAUAAACUGGAGCAGGUCUUGCAGAUGAUUGAGAAAACCGAUGGUGUUGAAGAGUCCUGUGAAAUAAACGUUCUUGAAGGUACUCUGGCGGAGGCGAUUGACAGAAGUCCCCUCACUCUCCCGUCAAAAGCACCCCUUGAAUAUGCGGUGGAGCUAUUUGGGAAGCUGGGUAUUAGUUAUCUGAUCGUCACUGAGGAGGAUACGGCGAAGGUACUGGGAGUUGUGUCGACGAAGCAAUUGAUCGCUUUCUUGGAUAGGUUAAAGUAG